This is a messenger RNA of Tupaia belangeri chinensis (Chinese tree shrew), 1569 nucleotides long. It is a transcript of the gene EFHD1, whose product is annotated as EF-hand domain family member D1. The coding region runs from base 112 to 495 and encodes 127 amino acids. Gene Ontology annotation, cellular component: mitochondrial inner membrane. NCBI's taxonomy places the organism in Eukaryota, Metazoa, Chordata, Mammalia, Scandentia, Tupaiidae. The record is from RefSeq and is a predicted model, not a curated record. The transcript has 4 exons. Gene Ontology annotation, molecular function: calcium ion binding; calcium ion sensor activity.
GGUUCUGAGGUGUUUCGAACCUGUCGUGUAUGCUGCACUUCGUGUCUCCAGGUGUUUGGGGAGAAGCAGGGAAAACAGUAUGACGCUGGACGGGAUGGCUUCAUCGACCUGAUGGAGCUGAAGCUGAUGAUGGAGAAGCUGGGGGCCCCCCAGACCCACCUGGGCCUGAAGAGCAUGAUCAGGGAGGUGGACGAGGACUUCGAUGGCAAACUCAGCUUCCGGGAGUUCCUGCUCAUUUUCCACAAGGCUGCAGCCGGGGAGCUCCAGGAGGACAGCGGGCUGAUGGCGCUGGCAAAGCUCUCCGAGAUCGACGUUGCCCUGGAGGGUGUCAAAGGUGCCAAGCACUUCUUCGAAGCCAAGGCACAAGCCUUGUCAUCGUCCAGCAAGUUCGAAGCAGAGUUAAAAGCCGAGCAAGAAGAGCGGAAGCGGGAGGAGGAGGAGAGGCAGCUCCGCCAGGCGGCCUUCCGGGAGCUCAAGGCCACCUUCAGCACAUAGUCUGGGUGCCCUUGAGCCCCGUCCACCACUGUGCCUCACUGAUGCCCCGUCACCCCCACCCCCUGCCACCCCCUCCCUGAACUAGCCUCCACGCCCACUGGCCACCAAGUCCCAGGGGGCCAGCGGCACUCUCUUGUCCCACUGUCCAAGUUCCUCUGCGAGGGUCCUGGGCUUGGCCCAGUGCCCUGCUGGCCUCUUCCCCUGCCUGGGCUCCUCUGUCGCCCAGAGCCAGAGCUGGCCUCGUGGGCAGCCUCUACUUUCCCCCUUCCCUCCCCAGUCCACGUCAGAGUAGCCUUUCUUGGUGAUUUGUGUAGACAGUUCUUCUUUUCCUUCUGUCCUCAGAGGGGCCAUUGCCCACCUGCUUGGAUAAUUCUCUGCGCUCCUGCCCUGCUUCCCCGGCUUCCCUUUCUCAUUCUCCGCCAGAUUCUCUCAGCUGCUUCAGCAUCUUUGGUGACGGUGGCCCUAAGGGAGGCCAGGGUGGACCACAACCCGCCUCAUCUCCAUCCGGGGCGCAGCGCCCAGCGAGGUCGUGCAAGGUACAGAUAGGGAGCUCUGUUCCUCGUCGCUCUUCUCCUGACCCCUCAGCAUCACCCCCAGGCCCACCCUCUCCGUGGCCCUCCGUCCGUGUGGCCCCACUGCCGUCGUGGCCCACUCUCCAGUACUCUGCUACGUAACUGUAAGGAGGAAAGAACGACUAGAAUAGCGACGAGCAGGAGGACGCGUGUCAACUCCGACUCUACGCGAAUCGUGGUAGGGUAGAACCCUCACGUUCCCAGUGGCAGGUCCAGGGCUUCCCCACACCCCCAAGGCCAUGGCCAUCCUUACCAUCCACUGGUUUCCAGCGUCUGCCCCCGAAGGUACUGAGGUGAGGUACCCUCCACCCAGGUUUUUAUAUCUUGUAAGUUCUUGGGAUUGUUCACGAAUACCAGGAAUUCGAUGUACUUUUUAAAAAAAAUUCCUAAUGUAUUUAUUACAUCUAUUAUCGGCUGUCUUGACAAUAAAAAUAAAAGAUGUACCUUCCUACCUUACAACUAUUUCUUUUCAAAUAAACUACGCGAAUGAACUUGGCCCUCA